UUGGUUGCAAACAAAAUGGAGAAAGACGACGCUAAGACGGAUCUAGAUGAAGCUGUAAACGAAUUUCUUACUUACGAUGAGUAUUUAGACUCAAAGAUAACGCCGUCAGAUCUUUAUUACCUCGAGGAUGAGAAGUUGGCUCGCCAGGUGGUGGAGCUGGGCCUCAGGGGCACUGGCGAGGUCUGGAAGAGAGAGGAAUUCGAGAGCAGGAAAGCAGCUGCUCAGCCCUCCAGGCUCUCCAAAAGGAGCGAGCAGAAUUGCCAUAACAUUAGAGGAAAAGGUCCACGUGGAAGAAGGUUGAAUGUAAAAUACAGCUUAAACAUCUGCUUGAGGACCCUGGCAAGUACAGGAAAAGAACUCAAAGACAACUUCCUGAGAGCCCUGGCCGAGCGUGAAGAGGCCAACCGCAGUGGGAAAAAUCAUUCCAUAAUUUUCAUAAGGGACCGCAGUGCUUGUGGACAGGAAAUAUCUGGGUAUAUAGACUAUGCCCACAGACUCAAAUGUGAAGACUUUGAACCAUAUUUCAGUGGGAAAAAAAGACUUUUGCCACAACCAACUGACUUAAGUUUCUACAACUGGAAAACAAAUGAAGUAGCCUCAAGUGAAAGUGUAAACUACCAGGUGAUUGCUGACCACCCAACAACUGGUGUACUCUUCAUGAAUAAGAAGGACCGAAAUAUCGUGAAUGUUGACCCACAGGCAUCACCUUGUGAACAAUCACCCAGAAUGACCCUUAAGUCUGACAUCUAUCUUCACGUUGCCAUCUUUGACCAUUAUAUCAAGUGCACAAUCUGACAGACUGUAAUUAAAGCACCGGCAGCUUUAAUAUUAAUAUUGUAUAGUGUGUUGUGUGUACUGCUGAUGCUGCUUACUCCAUGUUUCCAAAAAUCCAUGCUGUGGAUGUAUGGAGAAACAUUUGGUCUUCAAGUAUUUAGUAAUUAUAGUGUUUGUUUCUUUUUUCUGUUUCAACUUUUUUUUUUUUUUUUUUACUUUAGCCCAACUUUAGCUUGUUACAGUUCCUGAUAAAGUGCAGAUGGAGCUACCAAGUUGAUUCUAAGCAAAUGUGUAGCAAUAAACAAUUCUGCAGAUUCUUGGCUCUCAGGUGUUCUCUGCACACAGCCUUGUUGAUGCUUUUAUCUGAAAUACUGUCUAAUACUUAAUAUUACUUUCUUAAAUGGCACUGAAUUCUCUGUAAUAUUUUCAUGUUUUUUGGGAACUACUUUUUCUUAAUUAAUAAAUUGUUCAUUUUGCACA
Ictalurus punctatus (channel catfish) is the source of this 1254-nucleotide messenger RNA. RefSeq names its product cilia and flagella associated protein 299 (gene cfap299). The record is from RefSeq and is marked provisional. NCBI's taxonomy places the organism in Eukaryota, Metazoa, Chordata, Actinopteri, Siluriformes, Ictaluridae.